AUGGCCGAAGUGGAUGAGCAGUUUCCUGUGGAGGUUCCACCAGAACCUAUGGCUUUGGAUGCUCAAGGCCAAGUACAACCGGCGCCGCUGCAGGCCGCUAUCAAUCAGGAUAUUCCAGUCCCAGACAACAAUGAUCUGGAGGUAAUUAUACUUAUUAACAAAACCUUGUGGUAGUGAUUUAUUUAGUUUAUUCGCCUGAUUCCUGAGUUUUCCUCUAGUUAGGAAUUCAGUGCUCGUACUGAUCAUAUAGUGUUCGGUUACUGUACAUCGAAAUACGAAGCUUGUAGGUUUUACACGAGUUUUGUUUCGUGUAUGUAUUUUGUCUUUUGGUCUCGCAUAUUUUUUCUUCCAUUAUCAUAUGCUAUUGUUAGUACGUUGUUCUUUCAGCAUAUUAUAAAAUUUACAGACUAUAGGCGCCUCUGGGUCAAUUUGAAACUCAGUAGUUUUGCCUUAAUAUAAAUAAGUAAUACUAUUAUCGUUCUACAAUUGAGGAACUCUUUGUAUAUAUAUAUAUUAUCUGUUGCAUUCACACCCUUGUCGUUUAUAAUGUGUAUUCAACACAUAUUUGGCAUAAUUCUGCUUGAUUAUACAUUACAUAGUUAUGAAGAAUAGGCGAGAAUUCGCCAAGGACGAGUUUUCGUCAGGAACAUGUGGGCGAGAAUUCGCCAAUGACGAGUUGUCGUCAGUUAAAUGUGGGUGAGAAUCGCCAAGAAUAAGAUUUCGUUAUCAAAAUGUGGGCGAGAAUUCGCCAAGGACGAGAUUUUGUUAGUAAAAUGUGGGCGAGAAAUCGCCAAAGACGAGAUUUCGUCAGUAAAGUAUGGGCGAGAAUUCGCCACGGAUGAGAUUUCGUCCGUAAAUUGUGGGCGAGAAUUUGCCAAGGACAAGAUUUCGUCAGUAAAAUGUGAAUAGAAUUCGCUAAGGACGAGAUUUCGUCAGUAACAUAUGGGCGAGAAUUCGCCAAGGGCGAGAUUUCGUCAGUAACAUGUUGGCGAGGGUUUGCCAAGUACUAGAUUAGUUGGUAAAUGUGGGCGAGGAUUCGCUAACGACGAGCUUUCGUAAGUAAAUUGUAGGCGGCGUUUCGCCCAAGUCAAACAAACGGUAUUAUAUUUGUAUCAUUUUCUGUAUUAUGUUAUCCAGACUUUGAAAGCCGAGUUCAAGGCUUUGCGGCAAAGCGUUGAUGCGUUUACUAAGGCAACUGUGGCGAAUGUGAUUAAGAUUAUGACGUACGCUUCACGUCCGUUGUCCGAGUUUAAUAAAUUCGAGGCUUUGGACAUGGUGGAAAAUUUGAAUAAUGUCUCGCAAGAGCAGAAACAUGCGAAGCAUGCGUAUCACCCUAUGGUCUACCAAACGUUACGUGGCAAGAUGUCUGUCUCGACAGAGCAAUUUCGUAGUUUACUCUUGCGUUUGUUAGGUGAUAAAGAUCAUGAACGUAUCUUUGAUAUUGUCGCCAAAGUGGAAAAGCGAUUUCAGAGUCGUUCUCGCGAUAUUCCACAAGGAUCUAAUGUCAACACUCCAAAUCGCCUUUUUCCAUAUCGUCGAAAUGUCGGGAGAUGCUUUUAUUGUCAGCGAUUUGGACAUUUUCAAGCUCAGUGUAUACUCAAGAAACGUGACGAAGAAACCCGUCGAAGAACGCCACAAGUCUCUGACGCCUCCUCAUCACAGGCAAAAUGA
Messenger RNA from Paramuricea clavata, 1671 nucleotides. NCBI's taxonomy places the organism in Eukaryota, Metazoa, Cnidaria, Anthozoa, Malacalcyonacea, Plexauridae. The record is from the annotation of a GenBank genome assembly.